This is a messenger RNA of Bursaphelenchus okinawaensis, 546 nucleotides long. NCBI's taxonomy places the organism in Eukaryota, Metazoa, Nematoda, Chromadorea, Rhabditida, Aphelenchoididae. The record is from the annotation of a GenBank genome assembly.
AUGCAACCAACGCCAGGCACUUCGGCUUCUCCGUCCAAAGGAUCCUCUUCUGAAUCUGUAGAUUCGUUCAAAGAAGAGAAUUUCGUGGAAUCUUUACUGACUCAAGUAGACGAAGAAGCCAUAAUGGAGGUUAUCAACAUCCAAAAGAAGUCGUAAGUUGUGUUCUCCAUUUAGAAAGCUAGCAUAACGUUUUUUUAACCUUUAGGUCUUUUUGUGAUAAUAAUAUUGUUUCUUAGUUGAUAAGCUGAUGUUAUAGGUUAGAACGUUUCGAGAAAACCAAUGAAAUGUUGUUGACCUGUCGACAAUUGACGGAGAAAAGGCUGGAAGAUGUAAAGAAGCAGUUUACACAAGCUACACAAACAAUACAACAAGCUAAAACAGAUCUGGAGUCUGUUUUCAGGCGAUUAAAAGUAAUCAAGGCCGUGUUAGCGGAAAAACAUCCAGGAAUAUUCGAAAAACAAGGUAUAGUUGCACUAUUGUGUUAGUUUUCUUUAAAUUUUAGUUCAAGAAGUGGAAAAGAUGUUCCCUCCAGAGCCAGAAGAUUGA